CAACACAGCUGGAGAGAGAGUUGAAGAUCAACCUCCGGAUCUCAGAUUGCCGAGGAGGGGCAGACUGAUAAGAUCCGAGAAGCGCAAUGGCGGGGGUGGAAAGGGUUAGGGAUGAUUGCCACGUGUUGUGGCUGCCCACCCGAGAUUACUCAGUCACGUGCAAGCAACUGCAAUGUGGGCAAUUGCAGGCGUGCACAGACCAACCGCUCUCGCCUAUUUAUCUGCGCCCCGGCUCCCACAUCUUCAUCCUCUUCUCUUCUUUUCUUCUUCAUACUUACCUUGAUUGGGUACACCUGGAUCAUGAAGCAGGGGUACCAGAGCGAUAGGCCUGCAUUGCACAUCGUGGAGCCCGUCGUUCUAAAUUGUCCUUCGGGGCCGUUUCGGUCGGAAUUUUUGAUGUCUUCCUCUCUUUUUCACUAUGAGCUCGGCGAUGCGUCGGGCCAUGGAGAAGAAGGGUUGCUGCGCGUUCGAUGUGCAGUCCAGUACCUCUACGAAUAUUUGUGUGUUCGUAACGAGAUACCAGGUGUGUACCUCGGUGCUGCCCCUGGCCAGAAUCAACGAAGAUACUCUGAAAUCUCGUCCUGCUUGUUGCUGGGCGAAGUGGGAUUGUCUGGCUUCCAUGUGGCCGGUCGGGUAGUUCCGACCCCUGGUGCGCUUGUGUACGUCCGGAUACCUGCGGGCCAAAUCACGCAAAGUUGCGCGACUGCAGGGGCUCAGUCGCCGUAUGCAUCCAACAACGGCCGCUUGGGAGAUGUGAGCUUCAACCGUGGGGCACCGCCGCCAGAUUUGCCCGUGCCGACCCCGCCAGCCAUCAGAUGUCAGUGAUUGAUUCAUCAGCAUUCAGUUCCCAUCUUGUGCUCGGCCGUGGAUCGUCGCCGAUAACUCCGCCCCGAUCGUUGGACGGAUGCAUGGCAUUUCGGUGAGCUUGGUAGUCUCCACUCGCACGGAAAGAUGCCUCGAAACGAUCCAACCGUUUGAGUUGAUGCUCAACCAUCACCGAGGUUUACUCCGCUUGUCAAGAGGCAGUGACCUCCCCAGUACCUAGGUUGAGAGGCGAAAGAGAGGCUCGCUCGCUCGCUCGGAUCACGCAAGAUGCUGCAGAAUCAGCCUGGCGCACGGUGACCCUUCCACGUCAUGUAUUCAGUAUCUUCCGUGAAGCCGCCCUCUUCAGCGGGGUUUUGCAAACAUCAUUCACUGCAGCACCAAGCCUUUUUAUAACCAAAUCUGC
Messenger RNA from Chaetomium fimeti, 1228 nucleotides. RefSeq lists its product as uncharacterized. Bases 112 to 825 code for a protein of 237 amino acids. Lineage: Eukaryota; Fungi; Ascomycota; Sordariomycetes; Sordariales; Chaetomiaceae. The record is from RefSeq and is a predicted model, not a curated record. The transcript has 2 exons.